This is a messenger RNA of Neocloeon triangulifer, 1267 nucleotides long. RefSeq lists its product as uncharacterized. Lineage: Eukaryota; Metazoa; Arthropoda; Insecta; Ephemeroptera; Baetidae. Gene Ontology annotation, cellular component: external side of plasma membrane. The coding region runs from base 30 to 1103 and encodes 357 amino acids. Gene Ontology annotation, biological process: biological process involved in interspecies interaction between organisms. The transcript has 10 exons. Gene Ontology annotation, molecular function: carbohydrate binding. The record is from RefSeq and is a predicted model, not a curated record.
AUCUUUUUAAUUGAUGGUGGCAAAGGGCAAUGAUAAAAGCUGAGGAUAAAAGGCUUUGGAGAACAGACUCAGUGGAAAAACUGACCAUGGCUCGUUUCUUUUUACUGCACAUCGUUUUGCUCGUCGCUGCAGCCCUGGCCAACGAAUCUUCAAACAAGCCACCAGAAUCAGAGUUUCAACAGGAAAUGUUGAAGAAUUUGAACAAAACGAAUGAAAAGCUGGACCGUUUAAUGAGAAUCGUCUACAAUCAGGUUGUGGAGACGCGGAGGGCGGCGGAAGAGCAAAACGAGGCGCAGAUAAAAUUGGAGAAAAAUGUGAACAUAACAAACGAAAAGCUGGAACGUUUAAGGAGAAUCGUCUAUGAUCAGCCAAUGGAGAUGCGGAAGCUGGCGGAGGAGCAAAACGAGGCGCAGAUCAAAUUGUCCAACGCGACCAAUGACCAACUGACCAAAGCUGUGGACCGACGCCACAAUCAAACACUGGAAGGCGUUAAGGAGGCGGUGAAAAUUUUGAAGGAAACAACUUUCGAGAGGUUCAUCAAACUGGAAAAACAAAUUGAUCAGACUUUGGAAAGUUUGGCAUAUGUGAAGCAGGCAGAAAAACGCCAGAAUCAAGAGCUUGCCGCUUUGACAAACCUCACUGAAAGUCACAUUCAGAUCUUUCAAACCAGAUUCCUUCCGCACUGCAACCUCGCUCUAUUUUCAGGUUCGUCAAAACUGACGUUGCUUUCCAGUGGCAAGAUGUACUUUUUUUCUUACCCAACUCAGACAAACUGGACUUUUGCGAAUGAGACUUGCGCCAAAAAGGGCCUCCACUUGGCCACAAUCAGAGACCAAAAUGAGGCACUGACAGUUGCGGCAGAAGGAAAAAGAAUUUAUUCUAAUGGUUGGUGGGUUUCGGCGAAAAACCAAGGAAGUAGAAACGACUUCCGUUGGAGCGACGGAACCAAGUUGGAGUUGGACAGUCCGUUGUGGAUGGACAAUGCGGACAAGAAGACGGACUGUGUUCUCAUCUAUCAUGGAUGGAAUAAGGGAAAAUUGAAUGGCUUUGAAUGCACCAAUAUUCGACCUUUCGUUUGCGAACUGCCAAGCGAAUGUUACUGAUUGUGAGACCAAAUUUGAAUUUAUGUAUUAUCGCGAUGCAACAAGCUUUUUUUAACGCAAUGAUGUACACAAUUAAAAGUAUACUUUUUCCAAUAAUUUAGCUUAAAUGUCUUGGUGUGAACAUGGGUUUCCUGUUCGAUUGUACAAUAAAUUUGGUAAAUGUU